This is a messenger RNA of Spodoptera exigua (beet armyworm), 1140 nucleotides long. NCBI's taxonomy places the organism in Eukaryota, Metazoa, Arthropoda, Insecta, Lepidoptera, Noctuidae. The record is from the annotation of a GenBank genome assembly.
AUGGGUCGGCUCGACCGGAGUGAUACCACGGCCUCACAGAAAACCGGCAGCGGAGUUACCGUUGUCGAUGGUAUCGACUAUGGCGGCGGCGGUGGUGGUGUAGUCCACGUAGUCGAGUCAAUGGACUAUGGCGGCGGAGGUGGAGUCAACAUAGUUAGCGGGAUAGACUACGGCGGCGGCGGCGGAGUUCACGUGGUUGACGGAGUUGACUACGGCGGCGGCGGUGGCGGAGUUCACAUUGUUGACGGAGUUGACUACGGCGGCGGCGGUGGCGGAGUUCAUGUUGUUGACGGAGUUGACUACGGUGGCGGCGGUGGCGGAGUUCAUGUUGUCGAAGGAGUUGAUUACGGCGGAGGGGAAAAUCAUCAAAUGUCUUCUCCCGACGGAGGGAGUGUCAGAUUCUUACUGACUAAAAACCCACUGUUCCUUCUCCUGCUCUGGGCCGAGAUCGCGGUGCCUCAUUGCGCUUACCCCGCAACCCUGGCUGAACAUCGGCUCUAUAGAGCCCCGUCUGUGGUGGUCUAUUGGCUCUUUGAGGCGCGCGCGGAACGCUACGCGCCGUACGCUCGGGUCUGGUUCUGGUCGGGCGGCGAGCUGCCCUUACUCGCCGUCCGCAGACCCGCGCUUACUGUGGCCAGAGAUCGAGAAAAUCAUCAAAUGACUUCUCCCGCCCAGGGUAAAGCGAGAGAGAAUGUCAGACUCUUACUGACUAAAAACCAACUCGUGACAUCCCUACUCCAGGCCAAGGUCGCGAUGCCUUUUUGCGCUUGCCCCGCAACCCCGGCUAAAGAUCAGCCCUAUAAAGCCCCGUCUGUGGUGGUCUUUUGGCUGUUUGAGGCGCCGCCUUGGCCUGGAGCACGGUUUUGGGAAAGGAUGGGCGAAGCAGAGAGUUUUGGCCUCCGUGGUGUCCAAUUUGCUGACAAUAGCGGCGACGUCCAAUUUGCUGACAAUAGCGGCGGGGUCCAAUUUGCUGACAACAGCGGCGACGUCCAAUUUGCUGACAAUAGCGGCGGGGUCCAAUUUGCUGACAACAGCGGCGGGGUCCAAUUUGCUGACAACAGCGGCGACGUCCAAUUUGCUGACAAUAGCGGCGACGUCCAAUUUGCUGACAAUAGCGGCGGGGUCAACAUAGUUGGUUGA